GAGUAAUUAUUGGCCAGCUCCUACGUGCCAUCUCUUAUUUGCAUUUUGCGACACAAGUUAGUGUUUAUGUCUGUUUAUGUUUGAAAUCUACGAAACGAGACGAUCGCUUCCCCCUGUUAAAUGUUCGUGAUAACUUAUUACAAAACUGUCUAACGUCGAAGAAAAGGAACGUAAGCGAGCCAGCAUGCCGGAGCCUGUGAGCCAUCAGGUGAAUGCAGCUCGUAAAACGUUCGAGACCCUGUACCAGAUCUCCAAGCUGUUAAAUACCAAUCUCGAUCCCACCACCCUGAGCAUCUGCAUCAGGUUGUGUGAGAACGGAGUGAACCCGCACGCGCUUGCCACCGUCAUGAAAGAGCUUCAGCGAGAGGUCAAGGAGAUGAAUAACGCGCAGUUGGAGCCAGCCAACAAAGCCAGCACAAACAAGUGAACACUAGCUGACUACUCUGCCAGAUGCGCAUUGCAACGUCCGCUUGCUCUUCCGAAAUGUCUGGCUUGACGUCGACGAACAUCAUAACGCCUUUCCCCUUUUUCGUCAUCCUCAGCAAGUUGUCUGGAUUUGUAGUGUCUAUCUGC
Molecule: messenger RNA, 573 nt
Organism: Ooceraea biroi (clonal raider ant)
Lineage: Eukaryota; Metazoa; Arthropoda; Insecta; Hymenoptera; Formicidae
Product: mitotic-spindle organizing protein 1
Biological process (GO): gamma-tubulin complex localization; microtubule nucleation by interphase microtubule organizing center; mitotic spindle assembly
Cellular component (GO): gamma-tubulin ring complex; centrosome; interphase microtubule organizing center
Source: RefSeq, a predicted model, not a curated record